GCGGCAUGUGAGCUGGAACAAUACCCAUUGCCAGUAAUCAAUGACAUGUUCGCGUCCUUAAACGACGGCAAGCAUUUCAGUACACUAGAUCUAAGGGAUGCAUAUAACCAAGUUCCGCUUGAUGACGAAUCGCGCCAGAUGUGCGUAAUUAACACGCACAAAGGUCUUUUCUGCUACAACAGAUUACCUUUCGGCAUUGCCUCUGCGCCAGCCAUUUUUCAACGUAGGAUGGAAACUGUUCUGCAAGGCUUAUCCGGCGCGCAAGCUUAUCUGGACGAUGUCUUGGUGUCCGAAAAAGCAGGAAGGGACGACGUGCUCAAAGUCGUUCUGCAACGGUUCCGGGAGAGUGGUGUUAAACUACGCCUUGACAAAUGCAAAUUUCGGCAGGCGUCUGUUACCUAUCUUGGCCAUCGAAUCGAUCAGCAAGGGCUGCACCCAAUAGAAGAAAAUAUCGAAGCAAUCGUUGAUGCUCCCAGCCCGAAAAAUGUAGCCGAGCUUCGUUCGUUUCUUGGCAUGAUCAGUUUCUACUCAAGUUUUUGCCGAACCUAUCGUCUCUGCUCGUUCCAUUGUAUCGGCUACUGGAAAAAAAAGAGACGUUGGGACUGGACAGAACAACAACAAACCGCGUUUGACAAAGCAAAACAGUGUUUGCUGCAAGCACGGGUAUUAGUGCACUACGACCAUUCACAGCCGCUGAAACUAGAGUGCGAUGCAUCGCAAAGAGGCAUCGGCGCAGUGCUUUUUCACACAAAAGGGAACAGGAACGAGCCUAUCGGGUUCCGUUCGAGAACAUUGUCGAAAGCAGAACAAAAUUAUUCACAACUUGAACGAGAAGCGUUAGCCCUGGUAUUUGGAGUAAUGAAGUUCGGUGAUUAUCUUCUAGGCCGAGAGUUCAUCCUCGUCACAGACCACCAGCCACUCCUGGGCCUGCUGAGAUCGGAUCGGCCAACUCCACCGCUGGCAGCUGCUCGUAUACAGCGCUGGGCGCUGUAUUUGGGCGGAAUCCGCUACAAGCUGCAGUAUUAUCCAGGCAAGCAGCUCCUGAACGCGGACGCCCUCAGUAGGCUGCCACGAGAAACUUCGGAGCCAACCGCGGACGGCGAGCCACCCGAGUACGUUCUGGCCCUCGCAUCCGUACAGGAAAGCGCAGUCUCGACAGCGGAAUUGCAGGCGCUAACCGCCAGCGACCCUGUACUGGCCAAGGUUGUGCAGUACACAAGGAAUGGAUGGCCUACAAGCGCUAAAACACUUGAACGAAGAUUACUCCCUUUUUUCGACCGCCGACUCGAGCUUUCGCUGGCCCACCGGUUGCUCUAUUGGGGCCGUAGGGUUGUCAUUCCAGACAGCGCGCAGCAUAGAAUGUUGCACAUGCUGCACGAAACUCAUCAAGGAUCAUCGGCGAUGAAGGCAAUCGCUCGGUCGGCUUUCUGGUGGCCUGGAAUGGACAACGACAUCGAACAAGUGUCAGCGAGGUGCACAAGCUGUAUUCAAAAUCGACCCAUGCCGGCAUCUGCCCCGCCAGUUAGCUGGCCGACAUGCCAGGAAAGCUGGUCGAGAGUACAUGCAGAUUUCGCGGGGCCAAUAAAUGGAAGAAUGUCCUUGUUCUUGUAGAUGCUCACAGCAAAUGGAUCGAGGCCGUACCAAUGAAGCAGGCGACCACAUCUUCGACUAUCACUUGCCUGCGCAGCUUGUUCAGCAGGUUCGGCAUUCCGCGCACCCUUGUUUCAGAUAAUGGAACGCAGUUCACUAGUCAAGAGUUUGCCGAUUUCAUGAAUAAGAACAACGUAACUCACCUGCGCACGGCUGCGUUUCAUCCCCAGUCGAAUGGCCUUGCAGAGAGAGCUGUUCGAACCGUGAAAGAUGGGCUGAAGAAGAUUAACCAGGGCCGAUUAGAAGAUUGCCUUUGCAGACUACUCUUCAAUUACCGGAGAACACCCCUCGCAUCGGGCAAUUCUCCUUCGGAGCUUCUGCUGGGAUACCAAAUUCGGUCUCGUCUGGACACGUGCUUUCCUCCCUUGAUUGCAGGAAGAUCAGGUGAAUCAGAUGAGUGGACCCUGGCACCGGACGCGAAUGUUUACAUCCGCAACUUUGGCAAGGGUGAAAAGUGGAAGACCGGCACGGUACAGUCGGCCGACGGAGCGAGGAUGGUGACAGUCGAGACGCCAGAAGGCCUUGUUCGGAGACAUGUGGAUCAAGUUCACACAAGGAGAGACUCGGUUGAACCCCAACGUGACAGGGAAGGGGAGAGUAUGCCUAAUUCGAGAACUACGCAAGAAACUUCCGGAUCAGGACCAAGCGUGAAGGCGGAACUCCGUGAGCCACCACACCAGCUGCAGUCAUCAGCCCCAACCCAAGACCAGGAAAAGCAGAAGAACAGGGAACCUACAGUGACCACACAACUCCGGCGCUCAACACGACAGCGGAAACCUGUGCAGCGUCUCCAGUAUUAUUGAUGGAGAAGUGUUGUAACUGAAGUGUAACACUUAUCAGUUCUUGGCUCAGUUAUAGCCAAAGCUUCUAUCUCUUGUUUCACUUACCUUGUUUCCCUUUCCCUCUUUACUUUGUCUUUAUAUUUGCAACGUACACUGAAAAGAAACGCCCAUUCUACGAGCUUGUCAGCUUGUGUCUACUUCGCUUGCGCCAACGCGCAGGGAUCGACAAAACGAUGUAACAAAGUGUCAGACGUGACUUAACAGAAAUAUUUCUCUGUAGUGGGACUAGGACCGUACACAACUAAACCUCGUCGCGUAACCUAUAAACGACAGUCCCGAAGUUAUACACCUAACCACAACGCGCAAGUGCAUGAGAGCCUUUUUUUUUUAACCAACGAGCCGCUAAAAGGCUAUAUUCACAUGAGAUUUAAUACUUCUCAUCUUCAGGACAACGUCGAGUGCACUUUGCAAUGAGCUUGAACCACAGAGCGGCACCUACACUGAUAUGACUCUCGUGAACGGACGGUACGACGACCACACACAGCACU
This is a messenger RNA of Rhipicephalus sanguineus (brown dog tick), 2980 nucleotides long. RefSeq lists its product as uncharacterized. Gene Ontology annotation, molecular function: nucleic acid binding. The transcript has a single exon. Lineage: Eukaryota; Metazoa; Arthropoda; Arachnida; Ixodida; Ixodidae. The coding region runs from base 1536 to 2453 and encodes 305 amino acids. Gene Ontology annotation, biological process: DNA integration. The record is from RefSeq and is a predicted model, not a curated record.